GUGGCAAUAAAAAUCAUUGAUAAGUCUCAGCUGGAUGCUGUGAAUCUGGAGAAGAUCUACCGAGAAGUGCAGAUAAUGAAAAUGCUUGAUCACCCACACAUUAUAAAGCUCUACCAGGUGAUGGAGACCAAAAGCAUGUUGUACCUUGUGACAGAAUUUGCCAAAAAUGGAGAAAUUUUCGAUUACCUCGCCAGCCAUGGCCGCCUAAGUGAGUCUGAGGCCAGGCGCAAAUUCUGGCAGAUCCUCUCAGCAGUGGAGUAUUGCCAUGGUCGAAAGAUUGUUCACCGUGACCUGAAGGCUGAAAAUCUUUUGCUCGACAACAACAUGAACAUCAAAAUAGCAGAUUUUGGAUUUGGAAAUUUCUAUAAGAGUGGUGAACCUCUGACGACAUGGUGUGGAAGCCCGCCAUAUGCAGCCCCAGAAGUCUUUGAAGGACAGCAAUACGAGGGACCCCAGCUGGAUAUCUGGAGCAUGGGUGUAGUUCUUUACGUUUUGGUCUGUGGAGCAUUACCUUUUGAUGGACCAACACUCCCCAUACUGAGGCAACGAGUUCUUGAAGGAAGGUUCAGGAUCCCUUAUUUUAUGUCAGAAGAGUGUGAACAUCUGAUUAGAAGAAUGUUGGUCCUAGACCCAUCCAAACGGUUAACUAUUGCUCAGAUUAAGGAGCACAAGUGGAUGCUUAUAGAAGUUCCUGCACAGAGACCUAUUCUUUAUCCACCGGGAGAAGAGAAUGAGCCUUCCAUUGGAGAAUAUAAUGAGCAGGUCUUACGGCUAAUGCACAGCCUUGGAAUAGACCAACAGAAAACUAUUGAGUCUCUGCAGGACAAGAGUUACAAUCACUUUGCUGCUAUCUAUUACUUGUUAGUGGAAAGACUCAAAUCACAUCGAAGCAGCUUCCCCGUGGAACAGAGAGUUGAUGCUCGUCAGCGACGGCCAAGUACCAUCGCUGAGCAGACUGUAGCCAAGGCACAAGCUGUGGUACCCUCAGUUAACUUGCAUUCACAAAAUGCAAGGUUGUUGCAGUCUCCAGGUAUUCCCUCAGCUUCAGGAGCAGAAGCCUUUUCAUUCCCUCCAUCCAACUGCCAGGGAGAGACAGCAUUCAUGGAGGAAGAAAGAGUUGAGACACCAAAGGUAAACGGCUGCCUGCUAGAUCCUGUACCCCCUGCAGUGAUUAGGAAAGGAUGCCAAUCACUGCCCACCAGCAUGAUGGAAACUUCUAUUGAUGAAGGAAUAGAGACAGAAGGCGAGUCAGAAGAUGACCCUGCACAGGCGUUUGCAGCCCUCCAAGCAGCUCGCUGUGGGAAGCGACGUCACACUCUGGCGGAAGUUACCAACCAGCUGGUGAUGAUGCCAGGCACAGGUAAAGUCUACUCAUUGGAUGAAAACUCAUCUCUGGGCAGUAUUGAUUCAGAGUAUGACAUGGGAUCUAUUCAGAGAGAUAUUAAAUUCCUGGAAGACACCCCUUCCCUGAAAGAAAUGGUGCUAACUAACCAACAAGCACCCAGAAUGACACCUUUCAUAGGUCUGAGACCUGCCAAUCCAGCCAUGCAAGCACUUGCCUCCCAAAAGCGAGAGACCCACAACCGCUCUCCUGUCAGUUUCCGAGAGGGGCGCAGAGCUUCUGACACAUCCCUCACACAAGGAAUUGUAGCAUUUAGACAGCACCUCCAGAAUCUGGCAAGAACCAAAGGAAUACUGGAACUGAAUAAAGUCCAGUUGCUGUAUGAACAGAUGGGAUCAGAAGAAGAACCUUCUCUGUCAUCAACUGCCACCCAGUUGCAGGACCUCAUUAAUAGUCCUCCGCAGGAGGAAGCAUCUCAGCAGCAGGAAGCUGCAUCUGCUUUCCCUAAUGGUGCACAUCCCCCAUUACUAUCCAGACGGCAGAGCUUAGAAACACAGUACUUACAACACAGGCUCCAGAAACCUACUCUACUAUCAAAAGCUCAGAAUACUUGCCAGCUGUACUGCAAAGAAUUGCCCCGGAGUCUGGAACAGCAGUUACAGGAGCACAGGCUGCAUCAGAAGAGACUCUUUCUCCAGAAGCAGUCCCAGCUGCAGGCCUAUUUUAACCAAAUGCAAAUAGCUGAGAGCUCAUACCCAAGGUCAAGUCAACUGCCACUUUCAUGCCAGGAGGAGCAACAACAACAGCAACAGCAGCCAUCAUCCCAGUUUAGCCUGCAGCAGCCCCUGAGCCCUGUGAUGGAGCCUUCCUCAGAACAAAUGCAAUACGACCCCUUCCUCAGCCAAUACCAGAAGGUACAGCUAGAUCCACUGCCACCCUCACAGAUCACCAGCUCAUCACGGUUGUCAUCACCAGUCCAGGUGCAGCAGCCACCACAGUCCUUACAAUAUUCAUAUGAGACUUGUGAAUUGCCUGUUGUCACCUCUUCUGAGCCAGACUACCCAGACCAGUGCCAGUAUUCCAUGGACCCAGCACAACAGAGCAGUGUAGCAUUGCCUGACAGCCAGAGCAGCUCAGCACCUCAUGAGUCCCAGUCAAACUAUGAUGCAUUAACCCUCUCGGAAUUGCCUGGACUGUUUGAUUGUGAAAUGAUGGAGACUGUAGAUCCUCAGCACAGUGGCUAUGUCCUGGUGAACUAA
Molecule: messenger RNA, 2601 nt
Organism: Charadrius vociferus (killdeer)
Lineage: Eukaryota; Metazoa; Chordata; Aves; Charadriiformes; Charadriidae
Gene: SIK2
Product: salt-inducible kinase 2
Exons: 14
Biological process (GO): intracellular signal transduction; protein phosphorylation; microtubule cytoskeleton organization
Cellular component (GO): cytoplasm
Molecular function (GO): protein serine/threonine kinase activity; ATP binding; tau-protein kinase activity
Source: RefSeq, a predicted model, not a curated record